Molecule: messenger RNA, 912 nt
Organism: Scylla paramamosain (green mud crab)
Lineage: Eukaryota; Metazoa; Arthropoda; Malacostraca; Decapoda; Portunidae
Exons: 2
Coding region: 152-631 (159 amino acids)
Source: RefSeq, a predicted model, not a curated record
GGAGUCUGGAUCUGUCAUCAUAUAAAUAGUGGCCGUCCCGGAGACCUGUGUCAGUGCCUGUUGAAGUGAGACAAGCGACACAAUCUCAGACCCUCUUUGUCCUUCUUCUAAGCCUUCAAAUAAAGAAAGAACGCUCUUCGUCACAAGCGCCAUGAUGUUCGUGUGGGCGUGCGUCGGCCUGGUGCUCACGGUGGGCUCGGCGAACACAGCCUCCGCCCAGACUCAAGUCCAAGACCCUCUGGAGUGCUCAGCGGAGGAGUAUCUGGAGGCUCAGCGCGCCAUCCCUCGCAGCCUCAGUGUCUUCUAUAAGCCGCUGUUGGUGGAAGACUUCAGUGAGAUGAGAAGCACCCUGAGUAAUGAAAAUUCCGUGAGGUGGCACGUCAAUUGCAUCCUGUACGACAAGGCGUGCACCAGGCUGGGCAAGGCAAUGCAGUAUUUUGUGACGAAUCAGGGUGGCGCGCGGAUAUGCAAGUCCUGCCAGACCGCUUGUGUGCAGCGCCGCAUCAGAACUGUGCUGCAGGAGAUCCACUGUCAGUACCCGCAGAUCUCACAAGAAAUCAGAGAAUUCUUCAUGCGCAAAGAUGGCGUGGACAUCCUCACCUUCUUCCUGGGCAACAACCCCGCAUGCUAGCCUGCCUCACGUGCCGCCGCUCCCUCGUCCCUGCCUUCCUCCAUCACGACGGCUGACCGAGGAUGAUGCCCGAGUACAUUCUUCACUACUGACCGACCGACCACAUUCACCAGUGCUGUAGUUACACACACACACACACAAAGAUAAGUGACCAACACGCCGCACUCAGGUGUUACGCAUGCAAGCCGCACCGCAACACACCAACAUUUUAUUUCCUGCUUCUAGUUGGUAAUUUAUGAAGUUUCUUUUUUUGAUUAGUAAAGAAUGAACUGCAGAUGCAA